AUGUUACGCAGUAUCUGCAUGCAGCAUCAGAGGUUGGUGGACAAAUUUCGAAGUGCAAAACUGAGUGCACCUCAUUUGGAACAGGCCAGUGCAUAUUGCGAAAGGUAUUUCACAUUGCUGGGUCGCAUUUCUUCGUGGGAUAUUCCUGAAGGGCAAACAAUUCCUGCCGAUGUUAUUCCGGAAUUGCCUUCAUCAUCAAUGCAGUCUCAGGUUUGUUGGUUUCAAAUUUGAAA
Gongylonema pulchrum is the source of this 233-nucleotide messenger RNA. The record is from the annotation of a GenBank genome assembly. Lineage: Eukaryota; Metazoa; Nematoda; Chromadorea; Rhabditida; Gongylonematidae.